This is a messenger RNA of Cyanistes caeruleus (blue tit), 1428 nucleotides long. The record is from RefSeq and is a predicted model, not a curated record. Lineage: Eukaryota; Metazoa; Chordata; Aves; Passeriformes; Paridae.
UUUUCUUUUUCUCUUACUUAGGAAGGCUGUGGAAGAGUUACUUAAAGAAGCAAAACGUGGGAGAACCAGAGCUGAAACAAUGGGAGCUAUGGGUUGGUUGAAGUGUCCUCUUGCUGGUACAAACAAAAGAUUUCUUAUUAAUACCAUCAAAAACACAUUGCCAUCUCAAAAAGAACAAGACCAAGAGCGUGAGCAAAAGGAAGAUGAUAAGGAGUCUGAGCCAAACAAAAGCAGGAAAGAAGAAAAACCAAAGAAACGCAGAAUUCACCCAUAUACACCCAGCUUUCAGUCCAGAAGGAGAGUCAGCUACUCUCCUCCAAGGCACCAGAGCAGGAGCCAGCACACAAAGGAUAAACAUGAAAAGCGAUCAAGCAAGAGAUGAGUGACAAGUAUGUGUUGUAACAAGUCAGGAACGUCAUUAAGUGUAGGAAAGCAGGGGUGUCUCAGUUUUUCAAGAAGAGUUGAUGUUCAAACUUGAGUUUUGAACCAAGUUGCCUGUGUGGGAAGUAACCUUGAGGCAGCUUUAGAAACUUUUCUUUGGGACCUUUGAGAAAAGCAAAGUACAGCAUAAAGCAUUCAAUUGUUUUAGAACAGACAUUCCCUUUACUCCAUUCCUCUCUCCCCUUCUGACUAAGCUUAGGGUCCUGGUGAUGGAGCGUGAUAUGUGUGUCACUGUCUAAUAUAAAUCAUGUCACUCUUUUGGAAAUAAAUUUAAAUUAAGCAGAAUUAUAUUUAUUGUGUGAAGUCUGCAGAACUUCUUUGCUGCUAACCAAUAAAGAAGUUUUGCUUAUUUGGGUUAGAAUUUAGGAGAAAGCUGGUCGGUGCCUGACCAAGGAUAUGCAUUUUGUAUAGAAUAUAAGAAAUUGCUUCCUUUAAUGUAAAAAGAACAAAUUUAAAAUGGGCAAUGCUGGUUUUGCUUUCCAGGAGCGACUUCUGGGAAAUACUGUUUUUGUUUGUUAAUGUGUAUUCACAAACCUAUCAUAGAUAACAAUAAACAUUACCCCUAAAAAGCUGCAACUGCAAUAAUUGUCUCUGUUUAGACUUCCCUCUGUAAGGAAGUAGUCGGAACAGUCUGUUGUCAUGGUGCUUUCAAAACAAACCCUGAAGACAAAAUCUUCAUAUUUUCUGUCUACUGCUAGAAAGUUUCCAAGUAAAUAUGUAAUACCAGAAAUACAGAGGUGAUGUUUAAACUGUCAAAUGCUCACUUCCAAGCCUAUGUGACAAUUCUGUGGUGGUACAGUUCCUAAACUUGUCACUGCGAGCACAAAUGAUAGGCAUUGGCAUCUUCUACGUCUCACUUCUGUUUGUGUUACAUUAACAAACUUGUGCGUGAAAUAUUUUGUAUUUUACUGUUCUCAGAAAUAAUUGUUUUCAACAUCGGUUUGUUUUUGAGUGUGUUGACAAUAAAAUCGACAACGUUCAUUGAAA